AUGGCUUCAUUUGAUUUCCAAUCACUGUUUACGAAUGUUCCCGGUCGGGAGGUCAUACGUAUCAUGUGUGAUCAUGUGGAGCAAAACCAACUGAAAAUCGGUAUACCAGUAUCAGUUCUGGUACGACAAUUACUACUGUGCACAACAAACGUACAGUUCUCCUUCCUUGGUUGGGCUUACAGACAAAUUGACGGUGUCGCAAUCGGAACUCCAUUGAGCCCCAUUCUGGCACAUAUGUUUUUGGCUCAUCUUGAGGAAAAGGCGAGCAAAAUCCUCGAACGUUCACAACUUUACAAACGAUACGUUGAUCAUGUUCUAGUCAUCACAAUAAGUCUAGAAGAGACAACAUGGAUUAUGGAUAAACUCGAUCGCCUGCAUCCGAGUAUACGAUUUACGAUGGAAACAGAAAUCGAAGAUACACUGCACUUCCUCGACAUUAAAAUGACUAGGAAUAAUGAUGGAACAAUGGCCAGAUCUGUUUACCGAAAAGAAACUUGGACAGGCCAAUGCUUGCAAUUUGACAGCUUUGUGUCUGUGGAAUAUGAACGUGGUCUGGUCCGAACACUAUUUCAAACAGCACGACAUAUCUGCACAGAAGACAUGAUUGACAACGAACUACGACAGCUGAAAGAAUCUUUGACUAGAAACGCUUAUCCCGAUGCGUUUAUCGAAAAGCACAGCAAGCCUAAAUUGAUCAGACAAACGAAUUGUUCAGCAGAAAAACUACUAGUCACCAUUUGUCUUCCAUUCAUACGUGAUGACAUCAAUUGCUUGCUCAAACGACCACUUGGAUCAGCGCUUGCCCAAAACAAAUAUUAUGCACCUGACCUCAGAAUUAUUCAUCGAACGAUUGAGAUCCCCACACCCUCGGUGAAACAACGUCCACCUCUGUACACCAAAUCGAAUCUGAUUUAUCAAUUUCAGUGUAGUUGCGGAGCAACGUACGUGGGUCGAACAGAGCGCCAGUUACGUAACCGAGUGAUUGAAUAUAUUCCAAAUUGGGUACAACGUUUUGUGAUGCAAUCAGGGUCAGAUCAAAGGCAUAAUGACAACGUUCGAAACCAUAAGGUCCCGUCGUCGGCUGUCGGCCGUCGGCCGUCGGCCGUCGCUCGUCAUCUUCUGAUGACGCAACAUCCAGCUGACCGAACCACUGCGUUUCGGGUCAUUUACGUGGCAAAGAAUACCAGGCUUUUGAGACAAAUUGACGGUGUCGCAAUCGGAACUCCAUUGAGCCCCAUUCUGGCACAUAUGUUUUUGGCUCAUCUUGAGGAAAAGGCGAGCAAAAUCCUCGAACGUUCACAACUUUACAAACGAUACGUUGAUCAUGUUCUAGUCAUCACAAUAAGUCUGGAAGAGACAACAUGGAUUAUGGAUAAACUCGAUCGCCUGCAUCCGAAUAUACGAUUUAUGAUGGAAACAGAAAUCGAAGAUACACUGCACUUCCUCGACAUUAAAAUGACUAGGAAUAAUGAUGGAACAAUGGCCAGAUCUGUUUACCGAAAAGAAACUUGGACAGGCCAAUGCUUGCAAUUUGACAGCUUUGUGUCUGUGGAAUAUGAACGUGGUCUGGUCCGAACACUAUUUCAAACAGCACGACAUAUCUGCACAGAAGACAUGAUUGACAACGAACUACGACAGCUGAUAGAAUCUUUGACUAGAAACGCUUAUCCCGAUGCGUUUAUCGAAAAGCACAGCAAGCCUAAAUUGAUCAGACAAACGAAUUGUUCAGCAGAAAAACUACUAGUCACCAUUUGUCUUCCAUUCAUACGUGAUGACAUCAAUUGCUUGCUCAAACGACCACUUGGAUCAGCGCUUGCCCAAAACAAAUAUUAUGCACCUGACCUCAGAAUUAUUCAUCGAACGAUUGAGAUCCCCACACCCUCGGUGAAACAACGUCCACCUCUGUACACCAAAUCGAAUCUGAUUUACCAAUUUCAGUGUAGUUGCGGAGCAACGUACGUGGGUCGAACAGAGCGCCAGUUACGUAAUCGAGUGAUUGAAUAUAUUCCAAAUUUGGUACAACGUUUUGUGAUGCAAUCAGGGUCAGAUCAAAGGCAUAAUGACAACGUUCGAAACCAUAAGAUCCCGUGGUCGGCUGUCGGCCGUCGGCCGUCGGCCGUCGCUCGUCAUCUUCUGAUGACGCAACAUCCAGCUGACCGAAGCACUGCGUUUUGGGUCAUUUACGUGGCAAAGAAUACCAGGCUUUUGAGACAAAUUGACGGUGUCGCAAUCGGAACUCCAUUGAGCCCCAUUCUGGCACAUAUGUUUUUGGCUCAUCUUGAGGAAAAGGCGAGCAAAAUCCUCGAACGUUCACAACUUUACAAACGAUACGUUGAUCAUGUUCUAGUCAUCACAAUAAGUCUGGAAGAGACAACAUGGAUUAUGGAUAAACUCGAUCGCCUGCAUCCGAAUAUACGAUUUAUGAUGGAAACAGAAAUCGAAGAUACACUGCACUUCCUCGACAUUAAAAUGACUAGGAAUAAUGAUGGAACAAUGGCCAGAUCUGUUUACCGAAAAGAAACUUGGACAGGCCAAUGCUUGCAAUUUGACAGCUUUGUGUCUGUGGAAUAUGAACGUGGUCUGGUCCGAACACUAUUUCAAACAGCACGACAUAUCUGCACAGAAGACAUGAUUGACAACGAACUACGACAGCUGAUAGAAUCUUUGACUAGAAACGCUUAUCCCGAUGCGUUUAUCGAAAAGCACAGCAAGCCUAAAUUGAUCAGACAAACGAAUUGUUCAGCAGAAAAACUACUAGUCACCAUUUGUCUUCCAUUCAUACGUGAUGACAUCAAUUGCUUGCUCAAACGACCACUUGGAUCAGCGCUUGCCCAAAACAAAUAUUAUGCACCUGACCUCAGAAUUAUUCAUCGAACGAUUGAGAUCCCCACACCCUCGGUGAAACAACGUCCACCUCUGUACACCAAAUCGAAUCUGAUUUACCAAUUUCAGUGUAGUUGCGGAGCAACGUACGUGGGUCGAACAGAGCGCCAGUUACGUAACCGAGUGAUUGAAUAUAUUCCAAAUUUGGUACAACGUUUUGUGAUGCAAUCAGGGUCAGAUCAAAGGCAUAAUGACAACGUUCGAAACCAUAAGAUCCCGUGGUCGGCUGUCGGCCGUCGGCCGUCGGCCGUCGCUCGUCAUCUUCUGAUGACGCAACAUCCAGCUGACCGAAGCACUGCGUUUUGGGUCAUUUACGUGGCAAAGAAUACCAGGCUUUUGAGACAAAUUGACGGUGUCGCAAUCGGAACUCCAUUGAGCCCCAUUCUGGCACAUAUGUUUUUGGCUCAUCUUGAGGAAAAGGCGAGCAAAAUCCUCGAACGUUCACAACUUUACAAACGAUACGUUGAUCAUGUUCUAGUCAUCACAAUAAGUCUGGAAGAGACAACAUGGAUUAUGGAUAAACUCGAUCGCCUGCAUCCGAAUAUACGAUUUAUGAUGGAAACAGAAAUCGAAGAUACACUGCACUUCCUCGACAUUAAAAUGACUAGGAAUAAUGAUGGAACAAUGGCCAGAUCUGUUUACCGAAAAGAAACUUGGACAGGCCAAUGCUUGCAAUUUGACAGCUUUGUGUCUGUGGAAUAUGAACGUGGUCUGGUCCGAACACUAUUUCAAACAGCACGACAUAUCUGCACAGAAGACAUGAUUGACAACGAACUACGACAGCUGAAAGAAUCUUUGACUAGAAACGCUUAUCCCGAUGCGUUUAUCGAAAAGCACAGCAAGCCUAAAUUGAUCAGACAAACGAAUUGUUCAGCAGAAAAACUACUAGUCACCAUUUGUCUUCCAUUCAUACGUGAUGACAUCAAUUGCUUGCUCAAACGACCACUUGGAUCAGCGCUUGCCCAAAACAAAUAUUAUGCACCUGACCUCAGAAUUAUUCAUCGAACGAUUGAGAUCCCCACACCCUCGGUGAAACAACGUCCACCUCUGUACACCAAAUCGAAUCUGAUUUACCAAUUUCAGUGUAGUUGCGGAGCAACACAAAUUGACGGUGUCGCAAUCCGAACUCCAUUGAGCCCCAUUCUGGCACAUAUGUUUUUGGCUCAUCUUGAGGAAAAGGCGAGCAAAAUCCUCGAACGUUCACAACUUUACAAACGAUACGUUGAUCAUGUUCUAGUCAUCACAAUAAGUCUAGAAGAGACAACAUGGAUUAUGGAUAAACUCGAUCGCCUGCACCCGAAUAUACGAUUUACGAUGGAAACAGAAAUCGAAGAUACACUGCACUUCCUCGACAUUAAAAUGACUAGGAAGAAUGAUGGAACAAUGGCCAGAUCUGUUUACCGAAAAGAAACUUGGACAGGCCAAUGCUUGCAAUUUGACAGCUUUGUGUCUGUGGAAUAUGAACGUGGUCUGGUCCGAACACUAUUUCAAACAGCACGACAUAUCUGCACAGAAGACAUGAUUGACAACGAACUACGACAGCUGAUAGAAUCUUUGACUAGAAACGCUUAUCCCGAUGCGUUUAUCGAAAAGCACAGCAAGCCUAAAUUGAUCAGACAAACGAAUUGUUCAGCAGAAAAACUACUAGUCACCAUUUGUCUUCCAUUCAUACGUGAUGACAUCAAUUGCUUGCUCAAACGACCACUUGGAUCAGCGCUUGCCCAAAACAAAUAUUAUGCACCUGACCUCAGAAUUAUUCAUCGAACGAUUGAGAUCCCCACACCCUCGGUGAAACAACGUCCACCUCUGUACACCAAAUCGAAUCUGAUUUACCAAUUUCAGUUUAGUUGCGGAGCAACACAAAUUGACGGUGUCGCAAUCGGAACUCCAUUGAGCCCCAUUCUGGCACAUAUGUUUUUGGCUCAUCUUGAGGAAAAGGCGAGCAAAAUCCUCGAACGUUCACAACUUUACAAACGAUACGUUGAUCAUGUUCUAGUCAUCACAAUAAGUCUAGAAGAGACAACAUGGAUUAUGGAUAAACUCGAUCGCCUGCAUCCGAAUAUACGAUUUACGAUGGAAACAGAAAUCGAAGAUACACUGCACUUCCUCGACAUUAAAAUGACUAGGAAGAAUGAUGGAACAAUGGCCAGAUCUGUUUACCGAAAAGAAACUUGGACAGGCCAAUGCUUGCAAUUUGACAGCUUUGUGUCUGUGGAAUAUGAACGUGGUCUGGUCCGAACACUAUUUCAAACAGCACGACAUAUCUGCACAGAAGACAUGAUUGACAACAAACUACGACAGCUGAAAGAAUCUUUGACUAGAAACGCUUAUCCCGAUGCGUUUAUCGAAAAGCACAGCAAGCCUAAAUUGAUCAGACAAACGAAUUGUUCAGCAGAAAAACUACUAGUCACCAUUUGUCUUCCAUUCAUACGUGAUGACAUCAAUUGCUUGCUCAAACGACCACUUGGAUCAGCGCUUGCCCAAAACAAAUAUUAUGCACCUGACCUCAGAAUUAUUCAUCGAACGAUUGAGAUCCUCACACCCUCGGUGAAACAACGUCCACCUCUGUACACCAAAUCGAAUCUGAUUUACCAAUUUCAGUGUAGUUGCGGAGCAACACAAAUUGACGGUGUCGCAAUCGGAACUCCAUUGAGCCCCAUUCUGGCACAUAUGUUUUUGGCUCAUCUUGAGGAAAAGGCGAGCAAAAUCCUCGAACGUUCACAACUUUACAAACGAUACGUUGAUCAUGUUCUAGUCAUCACAAUAAGUCUAGAAGAGACAACAUGGAUUAUGGAUAAACUCGAUCGCCUGCAUCCAAAUAUACGAUUUACGAUGGAAACAGAAAUCGAAGAUACACUGCACUUCCUCGACAUUAAAAUGACUAGGAAGAAUGAUGGAACAAUGGCCAGAUCUGUUUACCGAAAAGAAACUUGGACAGGCCAAUGCUUGCAAUUUGACAGCUUUGUGUCUGUGGAAUAUGAACGUGGUCUGGUCCGAACACUAUUUCAAACAGCACGACAUAUCUGCACAGAAGACAUGAUUGACAACGAACUACGACAGCUGAAAGAAUCUUUGACUAGAAACGCUUAUCCCGAUGCGUUUAUCGAAAAGCACAGCAAGCCUAAAUUGAUCAGACAAACGAAUUGUUCAGCAGAAAAACUACUAGUCACCAUUUGUCUUCCAUUCAUACGUGAUGACAUCAAUUGCUUGCUCAAACGACCACUUGGAUCAGCGCUUGCCCAAAACAAAUAUUAUGCACCUGACCUCAGAAUUAUUCAUCGAACGAUUGAGAUCCCCACACCCUCGGUGAAACAACGUCCACCUCUGUACACCAAAUCGAAUCUGAUUUACCAAUUUCAGUGUAGUUGCGAAGCAACGUACGUGGGUCGAACAGAGCGCCAGUUACGUAACCGAGUGAUUGAAUAUAUUCCAAAUUGGGUACAACGUUUUGUGAUGCAAUCAGGGUCAGAUCAAAGGCAUAAUGACAACGUUCGAAACCAUAAGAUCCCGUGGUCGGCUGUCGGCCGUCGGCCGUCGGCCGUCGCUCGUCAUCUUCUGAUGACGCAACAUCCAGCUGACCGAAGCACUGCGUUUCGGGUCAUUUACGUGGCAAAGUAUACCAGGCUUUUGAGACAAAUUGACGGUGUCGCAAUCGGAACUCCAUUGAGCCCCAUUCUGGCACAUAUGUUUUUGGCUCAUCUUGAGGAAAAGGCGAGCAAAAUCCUCGAACGUUCACAACUUUACAAACGAUACGUUGAUCAUGUUCUAGUCAUCACAAUAAGUCUAGAAGAGACAACAUGGAUUAUGGAUAAACUCGAUCGCCUGCAUCCGAAUAUACGAUUUACGAUGGAAACAGAAAUCGAAGAUACACUGCACUUCCUCGACAUUAAAAUCACUAGGAAUAAUGAUGGAACAAUGGCCAGAUCUGUUUACCGAAAAGAAAUUUGGACAGGCCAAUGCUUGCAAUUUGACAGCUUUGUGUCUGUGGAAUAUGAACGUGGUCUGGUCCGAACACUAUUUCAAACAGCACGACAUAUCUGCACAGAAGACAUGAUUGACAACGAACUACGACAGCUGAAAGAAUCUUUGACUAGAAACGCUUAUCCCGAUGCGUUUAUCGAAAAGCACAGCAAGCCUAAAUUGAUCAGACAAACGAAUUGUUCAGCAGAAAAACUACUAGUCACCAUUUGUCUUCCAUUCAUACGUGAUGACAUCAAUUGCUUGCUCAAACGACCACUUGGAUCAGCGCUUGCCCAAAACAAAUAUUAUGCACCUGACCUCAGAAUUAUUCAUCGAACGAUUGAGAUCCCCACACCCUCGGUGAAACAACGUCCACCUCUGUACACCAAAUCGAAUCUGAUUUACCAAUUUCAGUGUAGUUGCGGAGCAACACAAAUUGACGGUGUCGCAAUCGGAACUCCAUUGAGCCCCAUUCUGGCACAUAUGUUUUUGGCUCAUCUUGAGGAAAAGGCGAGCAAAAUCCUCGAACGUUCACAACUUUACAAACGAUACGUUGAUCAUGUUCUAGUCAUCACAAUAAGUCUAGAAGAGACAACAUGGAUUAUGGAUAAACUCGAUCGCCUGCAUCCGAAUAUACGAUUUACGAUGGAAACAGAAAUCGAAGAUACACUGCACUUCCUCGACAUUAAAAUCACUAGGAAUAAUGAUGGAACAAUGGCCAGAUCUGUUUACCGAAAAGAAACUUGGACAGGCCAAUGUUUGCAAUUUGACAGCUUUGUGUCUGUGGAAUAUGAACGUGGUCUGGUCCGAACACUAUUUCAAACAGCACGACAUAUCUGCACAGAAGACAUGAUUGACAACGAACUACGACAGCUGAAAGAAUCUUUGACUAGAAACGCUUAUCCCGAUGCGUUUAUCGAAAAGCACAGCAAGCCUAAAUUGAUCAGACAAACGAAUUGUUCAGCAGAAAAACUACUAGUCACCAUUUGUCUUCCAUUCAUACGUGAUGACAUCAAUUGCUUGCUCAAACGACCACUUGGAUCAGCGCUUGCCGAAAACAAAUAUUAUGCACCUGACCUCAGAAUUAUUCAUCGAACGAUUGAGAUCCCCACACCCUCGGUGAAACAACGUCCACCUCUGUACACCAAAUCGAAUCUGAUUUACCAAUUUCAGUGUAGUUGCGGAGCAACGUACGUGGGUCGAACAGAGCGCCAGUUACGUAACCGAGUGAUUGAAUAUAUUCCAAAUUGGGUACAACGUUUUGUGAUGCAAUCAGGGUCAGAUCAAAGGCAUAAUGACAACGUUCGAAACCAUAAGAUCCCGUGGUCGGCUGUCGGCCGUCGGCCGUCGGCCGUCGCUCGUCAUCUUCUGAUGACGCAACAUCCAGCUGACCGAAGCACUGCGUUUCGGGUCAUUUACGUGGCAAAGAAUACCAGGCUUUUGAGACAAAUUGACGGUGUCGCAAUCGGAACUCCAUUGAGCCCCAUUCUGGCACAUAUGUUUUUGGCUCAUCUUGAGGAAAAGGCGAGCAAAAUCCUCGAACGUUCACAACUUUACAAACGAUACGUUGAUCAUGUUCUAGUCAUCACAAUAAGUCUAGAAGAGACAACAUGGAUUAUGGAUAAACUCGAUCGCCUGCAUCCGAAUAUACGAUUUACGAUGGAAACAGAAAUCGAAGAUACACUGCACUUCCUCGACAUUAAAAUGACUAGGAAGAAUGAUGGAACAAUGGCCAGAUCUGUUUACCGAAAAGAAACUUGGACAGGCCAAUGCUUGCAAUUUGACAGCUUUGUGUCUGUGGAAUAUGAACGUGGUCUGGUCCGAACACUAUUUCAAACAGCACGACAUAUCUGCACAGAAGACAUGAUUGACAACGAACUACGACAGCUGAAAGAAUCUUUGACUAGAAACGCUUAUCCCGAUGCGUUUAUCGAAAAGCACAGCAAGCCUAAAUUGAUCAGACAAACGAAUUGUUCAGCAGAAAAACUACUAGUCACCAUUUGUCUUCCAUUCAUACGUGAUGACAUCAAUUGCUUGCUCAAACGACCACUUGGAUCAGCGCUUGCCCAAAACAAAUAUUAUGCACCUGACCUCAGAAUUAUUCAUCGAACGAUUGAGAUCCCCACACCCUCGGUGAAACAACGUCCACCUCUGUACACCAAAUCGAAUCUGAUUUACCAAUUUCAGUGUAGUUGCGGAGCAACGUACGUGGGUCGAACAGAGCGCCAGUUACGUAACCGAGUGAUUGAAUAUAUUCCAAAUUGGGUACAACGUUUUGUGAUGCAAUCAGGGUCAGAUCAAAGGCAUAAUGACAACGUUCGAAACCAUAAGAUCCCGUGGUCGGCUGUCGGCCGUCGGCCGUCGGCCGUCGCUCGUCAUCUUCUGAUGACGCAACAUCCAGCUGACCGAAGCACUGCGUUUCGGGUCAUUUACGUGGCAAAGAAUACCAGGCUUUUGAGCUUUGUGCCUGUGGAAUAUGAACGUGGUCUGGUCCGAACACUAUUUCAAACAGCACGACAUAUCUGCACAGAAGACAUGAUUGACAACGAACUACGACAGCUGAAAGAAUCUUUGACUAGAAACGCUUAUCCCGAUGCGUUUAUCGAAAAGCACAGCAAGCCUAAAUUGAUCAGACAAACGAAUUGUUCAGCAGAAAAACUACUAGUCACCAUUUGUCUUCCAUUCAUACGUGAUGACAUCAAUUGCUUGCUCAAACGACCACUUGGAUCAGCGCUUGCCGAAAACAAAUAUUAUGCACCUGACCUCAGAAUUAUUCAUCGAACGAUUGAGAUCCCCACACCCUCGGUGAAACAACGUCCACCUCUGUACACCAAAUCGAAUCUGAUUUACCAAUUUCAGUGUAGUUGCGGAGCAACGUACGUGGGUCGAACAGAGCGCCAGUUACGUAACCGAGUGAUUGAAUAUAUUCCAAAUUGGGUACAACGUUUUGUGAUGCAAUCAGGGUCAGAUCAAAGGCAUAAUGACAACGUUCGAAACCAUAAGAUCCCGUGGUCGGCUGUCGGCCGUCGGCCGUCGGCCGUCGCUCGUCAUCUUCUGAUGACGCAACAUCCAGCUGACCGAAGCACUGCGUUUCGGGUCAUUUACGUGGCAAAGUAUACCAGGCUUUUGAGCUUUGUGUCUGUGGAAUAUGAACGUGGUCUGGUCCGAACACUAUUUCAAACAGCACGACAUAUCUGCACAGAAGACAUGAUUGACAAAGAACUACGACAGCUGAAAGAAUCUUUGACUAGAAACGCUUACACCGAUGCGUCUAUCGAAAAGCACAGCAAGCCUCAAUUGAUCAGACAAACGACUUGUUCAGCAGAAAAACUACUAGGACUAGCGCAAAUAGGUGAAUUGAUCGAAACUGGGCUUAAACGGCGUCCUACGGGCACCAUCAUUCUUUGUCCAGAGGAUAGUCACGGCCUGAGAAACACAUUGGCACAAGAGAAAUUCCAAUAG
This is a messenger RNA of Fasciola hepatica (liver fluke), 10305 nucleotides long. Lineage: Eukaryota; Metazoa; Platyhelminthes; Trematoda; Plagiorchiida; Fasciolidae. The record is from the annotation of a GenBank genome assembly.